ACUACAUAAAUACAAGCAAUUCACAAACAUACUAGAAAAAUAAUUACAAUAAUGGGUUCUCUUCCUCAUGUAGUAGAGGACUGCUUGGGCUUCCUCCAACUCUAUAGUGAUGGUUCCAUUUUCCGCUCCAACGACAUAGAAUUCAAAGUUUCAGCCAUUGAAGACAACACCGUAACCUUUAAGGAUUGCCUCUUCGACAAGAGAUUCAACCUCUUUCUUCGUCUCUACAAACCCAAACACUCAACAACCAACAAUAGAAACAAGCUUUUCCCCGUGGUGAUGUUCCUUCACGGUGGAGGCUUUUGUUUCGGUUCACGCACGUGGCCACAUGUUCACAAUUGUUGCAUGCGCCUCGCUUCGGGGCUACAAGCGGUGGUUGUUGCCCCCGACUACCGCCUCGCACCGGAGCACCGGUUGCCGGCGGCGGUGGACGACGCCGUGGAGGCGGUGAGGUGGCUCCAAAGGCAGGGAUUGAGUUUGAAGGAGGAUCAAAAUGGUGGGGACGGGUGGUUGAAUGGUGACGUUGACUUUGACCGUGUAUUUAUCGUGGGUGACUCAUCUGGCGGGAACAUUGCGCACCACCUCGCGGUUCGGUUGGGUUCUGGUUCGCGGGAGAUGGACCCGGUUCGGAUACGAGGUUACGUGUUGUUUGCGCCGUUUUUCGGUGGGGAGGUUCGAACCAAGUCCGAGGAAGGUCCACCAGAGCACAUGUUGAACCUUGAGUUAUUAGACAGAUUUUGGAGGCUAUCGAUGCCUAUUGGAGAGAGCAGAGAUCACCCAUUGGCGAAUCCGUUCGGAGCUGGCAGCCCAAAUUUUGAACAACUGAAGCUUGACCCUAUUUUGGUGAUAGUAGGUGGCAAUGAAUUGCUUAAGGAUAGGGCAGCACACUAUGCGACAAGGUUAAAAGAACUAAGCAAGGACAUUAAAUACGUUGAGUUUGAGGGGAACGAACAUGGGUUUUUCACUCAUGACUCACACUCAGAGAUUGCAGAAGAUGUCAUACAAAUCCUUAAACGAUUCAUGUUUGAAACUUCUAGUUAGAACACACCUCAGAAACAAGUUAGAGAGUAAAGACACUUAAGUAAAGUUAGUUAGUCCAUAUUUUUAUCCUAGAAACUAGAAAAGUAGUUUGUGGGAACGGAUUGUGUCAAUUUUAUUAGUGUGUACGUGUAGUUUUUCAUUGGAGAUCGUAUUUCAAGUGCCUUUCUAAGUAAUUUGUGCAAUUACCUUUGAAUUAAUUGUAUACGUUAUUACUCUUUCCAUUU
Abrus precatorius (Indian licorice) is the source of this 1265-nucleotide messenger RNA. Its product is annotated as probable carboxylesterase 15. Gene Ontology annotation, molecular function: hydrolase activity. The coding region runs from base 52 to 1041 and encodes 329 amino acids. The transcript has 2 exons. The record is from RefSeq and is a predicted model, not a curated record. NCBI's taxonomy places the organism in Eukaryota, Viridiplantae, Streptophyta, Magnoliopsida, Fabales, Fabaceae.